GGUAGUAGUGAUUGUUUCUUAGGAAAAUGAAAGUGAACGUGUUAAACAUAAGCUCGACGAAAUUUUAGUGACUCGUUUUGACAGGUUGAAUGUCGCGUUGCCAGAUUGCUGCUAGCUUUAAAAAUUGCGAAAAACUGUUGCGAGGACAAGUUGUACACACGAAUUAAUAGUUUACCGGGCCAAUCUUUUCUCCGUUCGGCUGGCACGGGGUGCGCGGGUUGAGAUUUCAACUGUUUUCAACGGAGCGGGCUUGAUUGAGAGAGGUUGACGUAACGCGUGAAAAAGCUGAGCUACGAAAUAAGCUAGUUUUAUUUUAGUGACUACCAAGAAAUCAAUUGUGUGUUUGGAAAUAGAAAGAUUUUAUAGUUAUUCGAAUUGUAGUGAUCCAAAGUGAGAGUGAAUUUCAACUGCGCGAAAAGUAAUAAACAGAUAAAGAUCAACAGGAGUAACAAGCAUCAGUCGAAAUGCGCAGCGUGAGAAGCAGCCUUACCAUCGGACGACUGGCAAUUUACCCGAAGAAUUCCAAUAUUCGAACAGGUUUGCUUUGUCUGUUAGCAUCUCAUCAGAGCAAUCAUCAGCUCCACUGUGCCUCCGUCGAUCACAGCCAAUGCUGCGGUAGCAACAACAACAACCACCACGCUCAUCUGAAGGAACACAGCCUCAGGCGGUUCCAUGUUACCACCGUUUGUGAAAAAUCAUCAAAAAGCGGAUCAAAUCCACCCACCGGAUCCAGCGGUGGAAGUGGUUCCUCAACAUCCGGUUCUGGUGGUAAUGGUAAAGAUGGCAAUGGAAAGGAACCACCGAAUAAAAAGAACGUUCUAUCUUGUCCCAAAUGUGGGGACCCAUGUACGCAUGUAGAAACGUUUGUUAGUUCGACACGUUUCGUGAAGUGUGAAAAAUGUCAUCACUUCUUCGUGGUGUUGAGCGAAGUGGAUUCCAAAAAAACCAUCAAGGAUACGGAAACUAAAGGCCAGCGAAAACCGCCCCCACCACCGAAGAAAAUUAUGGAAUACCUCGAUCGACAUGUGGUUGGACAGGAGCUGGCGAAAAAAGUGCUGUCCGUGGCUGUGUACAAUCAUUACAAACGAAUCUAUCACAAUCUGCCGCCUCCAGCAAACAGCAGCGGGCAAACGGGGUCCCAGCAGAUCGAUUCAAUGUCACGCAGUGGUGAUUUGCUGCACAUAUCCGGUAUAGGUCAUACUAUGAUGAGCUCUGCUCCGUCGGAAGUACCGCGACCACCGCUUACAUCGUCCAACGUUUCGCAAGCCCACCAGCCGGGUUCCGACCUGCUGGACAAAAAAACCCAUGAGCUGAAGUUGGAAAAAAGCAACAUUCUGAUGCUCGGCCCGACCGGUUCGGGCAAAACGCUACUCGCACAAACGAUUGCGAAAUGUUUGGAUGUUCCAUUUGCCAUCUGUGAUUGUACCACGUUAACGCAGGCCGGCUACGUGGGUGAAGAUAUCGAGAGUGUCAUCGCGAAGCUGCUGCAGGAUGCCAAUUACAGCGUUGAUCGUGCCCAAACCGGAAUCGUUUUUCUCGAUGAGGUAGACAAAAUCGGCGCUGUACCCGGAAUUCACCAGCUGCGGGACGUUGGCGGUGAAGGUGUUCAACAGGGAAUGCUCAAAAUGCUGGAGGGCACUAUCGUGAAUGUGCCCGAGCGAAACUCUCCCCGAAAACUGCGUGGUGAAACCGUGCAGGUAGACACCACCAAUAUUCUGUUUGUGGCAUCCGGUGCGUACACCGGUCUGGAUCGGCUGAUCGCUAGACGAUUGAAUGAGAAGUAUUUAGGUUUCGGUAUGCCAGCUAGUUCUUCUGAAGGUCGACGAGCGGCUCAAGCGUCCGCAUCACCAAUGGAUGACGAUCAGGUUGAACGGGAUGCCAAUUUGCGGAAAGUUCAAGCAAAAGAUUUAGUUGAAUUUGGCAUGAUUCCGGAAUUUGUUGGACGGUUCCCAGUUUUGGUUCCGUUCCAUAGCCUGGACGUAGAAAUGCUGGUUCGCAUCCUUACAGAACCACGAAACGCACUUGUGCCACAGUACAAAGCUCUGCUCGGUAUGGACCAGGUGGAGUUAACCUUUGCGGAAGAUGCACUCAAACAGAUUGCCCAACUUGCAAUGGAGAGGCAAACCGGUGCGCGUGGCUUGAGAGCUAUAAUGGAAACUCUUUUAUUGGAACCGAUGUUCGAAGUUCCCGGUUCGGAUGUCAAAACUGUUCAUAUUAAUGAGGAAUGCGUACGAGGUCAGGCAGAACCAACAUACAUUCGUCGGAACCAACCGAACUCAGCCAGCUGUGAUCCAGAUACACCCAACAACAACAACAGUCCUCAGGCACCCGAAGAAGAGGAAAACACCAAGCUGCGUGUGAAACAAUGAAAACUCGUGUGAUAAAACCGUAAAGCGACUGCUACACUAAAUCACUACAGGUAGGAAGUAUUAGUUUAGAACAUAAAGCUUAUAUUUUGUUCUUCCUACUGCUAGUAAUGAUGGUUGCAUACUGAUUUUGUCUCAGCAUCGCUUCUCUGAGACUCACAAACAAAGUGCAAACUUGUACAUAAAAAUGUCUUGCUUUUACUCGAGAGCAACGAAAAUAUAAGACAGAAAAAAAUAGUAAAUUAUGACCACUCGUUAGGUGUAAGACGAGAAGCAACUGGUGUUUAGGUUCCUUGUUUAGUGAGCGAAUCCUUUAAAUUGAAGAUCGUUAUUCUUCCUACUGAGCGUACGAUGAAAUGUGAUGAAUUUUCCUAUGGUCCAGGUAAAUUAUAUCCACCCCUGGUUUGAUUGCUACAUACUUCAGUUGGUAACAAUUGUAUGUCUGAAUAAUUUGGUCUCCUUUGCGCCUCGGAUGCAGUUCUAUAUCUCUUACCUAUUAUUACUUAACAAUAGAAAAGAAGACAGCAAAUAAAGAGAAGGUAUAAAUUGUAAAUAGUGGAGUAUAUUUAAGUAUCAACUUUAAAACAAAAGCUGCAUAAAAAUAGACAAGAGUGAACGCUAGGCUAGUGCUAAAACAUAGAUGAAUCAAUUUAUUUGAAACUGACAAAUACAUUCGAAGUGUUUCGAAA
Wyeomyia smithii (pitcher-plant mosquito) is the source of this 3055-nucleotide messenger RNA. It is a transcript of the gene ClpX, whose product is annotated as ATP-dependent Clp protease ATP-binding subunit clpX-like, mitochondrial. Bases 465 to 2369 code for a protein of 634 amino acids. Gene Ontology annotation, molecular function: ATP binding; ATP-dependent protein folding chaperone; ATP hydrolysis activity. NCBI's taxonomy places the organism in Eukaryota, Metazoa, Arthropoda, Insecta, Diptera, Culicidae. The transcript is spliced from 7 exons. The record is from RefSeq and is a predicted model, not a curated record. Gene Ontology annotation, cellular component: mitochondrial matrix. Gene Ontology annotation, biological process: protein folding; proteolysis; protein catabolic process.